Messenger RNA from Suillus clintonianus, 264 nucleotides. RefSeq lists its product as uncharacterized. The annotation marks the transcript as partial. The record is from RefSeq and is a predicted model, not a curated record. Lineage: Eukaryota; Fungi; Basidiomycota; Agaricomycetes; Boletales; Suillaceae. The transcript has a single exon.
GAACCACAAAUGAUCGCGCAAGCAAUCGCGACAUAUCAGCGGAACAACGACUGUCGUCACGACAUGGGUCUCAAUCCACUUCACACAAUGACUAUACCCUGCAUCACAAUGGUGGGAACCCGUGUCACCUUCUACCUUGUUCCCGUCACCAACGAACUGAACGCCGCUGUCGUCGCUGGAGAAUACCCACUGUCCCAGACUCGAGUGCGGAAAUGCACAGUCGAUCACGUCGGUGGUAUGGAGUAUAGGAAGCUUGCUUUUUAA